Strongylocentrotus purpuratus (purple sea urchin) is the source of this 2506-nucleotide messenger RNA. RefSeq names its product DNA-directed RNA polymerase III subunit RPC6 (gene polr3f). Gene Ontology annotation, cellular component: RNA polymerase III complex. The transcript has 8 exons. NCBI's taxonomy places the organism in Eukaryota, Metazoa, Echinodermata, Echinoidea, Camarodonta, Strongylocentrotidae. The record is from RefSeq and is a predicted model, not a curated record. Bases 62 to 997 code for a protein of 311 amino acids. Gene Ontology annotation, biological process: transcription by RNA polymerase III.
GUUUUCUCUUCACCUAAUAACUCCACUGUGUGUGCAUGAAAAAACAUAACCGGGUAACAAAAUGAGUGCUGAAGAAAAACAGGAAGCACCAGAUGCUAUGAAUCUAGAGGAGAGAAUUUUGGAAUUGUGCAAACAAAAUCCAGAUGGCAUUGCAGACUCGACUCUUCAGAAGGAGUUACCCAAUGUUGAUACUCGGCAGAGAGUAUCAGCUGUCAACAGACUUCUUUCUUCGGGUAAAAUAGACUUAGUGAAGACAAGCAAUGAACUGGUAUACCGUUUAAAGGAUCCUGGUGUUGUGAGUAAAAUCAAAGGAGCAGACAAUCAAGAGCGGCUGGUGUAUCAGAUCAUUGAGCAAUCGGGAAACAAAGGAAUAUGGACCAGAGACAUCAGGCUGAAGAGCAAUCUACAGCUUACUCAACUCAACAAGAUCUUGAAGAAUCUGGAGAGCAGGAAACUCAUCAAGGCUGUCAAGUCUGUUGGGGCAGCAAGGAAAAAGGCUUACAUGCUGUUUAAUUUGACCCCUGACCCUUCUGUGACUGGUGGAACAUGGUAUAGCGAUCAGGAGUUUGAGUCAGAAUUUGUUGAAGUCCUGAACCAACAGUGUUUCAAGUUUCUACAACAAAAGGUUGAAAGUGUUUCAGCACUUCAGCUUGACCCCCUAUUGAAGAGAAACAGAUCAUUUGUUUCACCUGAAGAGGUCUGGAAAUUCAUCACUGAACUACGGAUCAGCAAGGUUGAUUUAUCAGUUGAUGAUAUCAAUACCAUUCUAAACACACUCAUCUAUGAUGGUAAGGUUGAGAUGACCAUCAGUGCAGGAGCAGGAACAUCAUCAUCAGAUUCAUCCUCUAAGCUCUACCGUGCCAUUCAACCUUUGACCCAACCCACUGGGUUGAUGAGGUCACCUUGUGGAGUUUGUCCAGUCUUCAAUCAAUGUUAUGAGGGUGGAGCCAUAUCACCAUCAACAUGUAUAUACAUGAAAGAAUGGAUGGAUUACUGACAAAUACUGCCUUAGCACCGAAGAGUGACUGACUACAAGCCUUCUCUCAGUCUCUGCUCAUGUAUGAGUUAACAGAAUGUUGAUUAAGGAGAUGAAGAAUUGUGGCUUUUACCAUCUGGUCUGUCACCACGAACAUUUAGAUAUCACUCUUUGCUUGAAUGAAAAUGCAGUUGUGCUGAUGAGGCAUACAUCCCUCAUAUACCUAACUGUUGGGAAACAUGCAGGGCUUAUCUGAGAUAAGAUCUGUUGGAGCCAACAUGUUGCACAACUCAGAAGUAGUAAUUGUGUACACUAAAAAGGACAUGGGUUGUGCGACGGAUGGGAUUUACAACAAAGCAAGCAAUCAAGUUUUUCAGGAUUAAUUUCUUCCUUGCUAUUAAGUUUAUCCACAAUUCUGAGAAAUUAAACUUUUUUUCUUUGUUGGAUUGAGUGUAAAUUAUCUCCAGUGGGAAAAUUCAUAACAAUACGUGUACCUGUUUUAAGUACUGGAUGAAAGAAUGAUCUAUUCUUAGUUCAAUCAUUAAUUUCAUCGUUGCAAUUUUUUGGCAGGGUUUGUUGUCUGCAGCAUAAAAGGCAUUAAUUGUUUAAUUUCUCGGUUUUCAGAAAUUCUAUGGACCCUUUUAAUUUUAAACAAAGCAUGCACACAAAUUUCAGUCUAAGGCUAGGUGAAUGAGGAAAAAAAAGAACUAUACAAAGCCUUCAAGUUAUGUUGAUCAAUGCAAUUUUAAUUGUGACAGGCUCUUAUGUGAUGUUUUAUGACAAACUUAUAGUCAGGUUUAAGAGUUAAUCUCUUAGUCCUUUCAAGGCAGCGAAUUCUCCCGACACUACUUCAGAUUUACGUAUACUGCCAUCUGCUGCUCACAGUGUUCCGAUAUGUCGACAGCCAUGUCCCACGAUACAUUACCAACUGAAGACAUGCGCUUGAUGGUGUUUGGGUCAAUAUGACCAUUGAAAAAUGCCUGGGAGUGAAAUACACUCAUUACGAUCUUCACAAUCUAUUUCACGUGACAAACUGUGGACCAAUCUUGUCCCUUUGAUGCUCCUCAUCGGAAUAAGUUUGGGAGGCAAUGUUUUUAAAGAUGGUAAUUAGUUCUUCCUUUUAGUUUGCAUCUGAUAUGUUAAUUAUGUGAACCAAAAUGAAGAGAGAAACUCUCCUCUUGAUGGUGGUUUUAAACCAUUAGGUUGUUUUGCGAAGUUUGGGAGUUUUCAAAGUAGAAAGCAAGUGUUUUUCAAUAUACGAAAGAAAUGGUUAAUAGGAUCCUGAAAAUAAGCCAACUUUUUACAAUUUCCUCACUUAUAUAAUAUGGAAAAUGACAUGAAAAUGAAAACUGUCAGAUCAUGCAUCUUGUACAGUACACAAAUAGGGCACAACAUAAAACUAGCAACACACAUUGUGUAAGGCUAAAAGUUUUAAAAUGGAUUGACCUUUGAAUCUACAUAAUGAAUGUAACCUUCGUUUUUUGAGCUUGAUAAUGAAGGAGAAAAUAAAUAUUUAUUUUAUCAUAUUAA